Messenger RNA from Meloidogyne enterolobii, 422 nucleotides. The record is from the annotation of a GenBank genome assembly. Lineage: Eukaryota; Metazoa; Nematoda; Chromadorea; Rhabditida; Meloidogynidae.
AUGGUACGCAUGAAUGUGCUUGCUGAUGCUUUAAAGUCUAUCAAUAAUGCUGAGAAGCGUGGGAAGCGACAGGUAAUUAUUCGGCCAUCUUCCAAAGUAAUUGUUCGUUUCUUGACUGUUAUGAUGAAGCACGGCUAUAUAGGCGAGUUUGAAAUUGUUGAUGAUCAUCGUGCCGGUAAAAUUGUUGUUAACCUUACUGGACGUAUCAACAAUCCACGUUUCGACAUUCGUAUGGCUGAUUUGGAGAAAUGGACGAGCAACUUGUUGCCAUCUCGUCAAUUUGGAUUUCUGGUGUUGACCACUUCUAGUGGAAUUAUGGAUCACGAGGAAGCUCGAAGGAAACAUGCUGGUGGGAAGAUUCUCGGAUUUUUCUUUUAAGUGAUGUUUGUUCGACUUUUCUUUGUUGCUGUUAUUAUGGAAUA